Molecule: messenger RNA, 909 nt
Organism: Didymodactylos carnosus
Lineage: Eukaryota; Metazoa; Rotifera; Eurotatoria; Philodinida; Philodinidae
Source: the annotation of a GenBank genome assembly
AUGUCUCCUGGCCAAAACAAAACAACUUUACAGGAUUAUUCAAAUGAUUAUGUAUCAAAUAUAAGAAUAGAUGACAAUUAUGUUUUAAUGAAUUCUACUAGUGAAAAAACGAUUAGUUGUCGUAAAUUUCAACCAGAUGGAAAAUUUUUUAACAUUUCUACAUCAAGAAUAAUUGACUCUAAUUUAUUAAAAAUUUAUAUCGAAAUAUUGAAUUCAACAUUGGCUAUGAUUCAUUUAAAAUCAAAUGGUUAUCUAGGAAUAUUUAAUUUAAAUUGUUUUAGUACAGGAGAAGAAAAAUAUGGAGACACGGCCGAUGUUAUAAUAGGAGACCAACCUGGUUCUAUAAUUCUAAAAGAUACCUGUUUUAUUAUAAAUCGUACACUCGUUGAAUGUGUAUUCACUGCACCAGUGAUUAGUCAAGCAUUCAAAAAUGGAUUUCCACACAUAUUUCAAUUUGAAGAAAAGAGACAUUACUCUGAUCCAAAAUAUUUCCACAAUAUUGAAUUGAAUAAUAUAGUCAAUGAUGAUCUUGUAUUUUAUCUUUAUCCAACCAUAUCUAGUCAAAUACCCGAAUUUGUUGUCAUGAUUUUGAAUGUAACAAUAAAAUUAUUCAAUUCAUCUGUAUAUAAAUUUCGAAUGGAGCCAGGUACUGAUAAAAUUCCAGCCAAAAGUUUAAAACUUUUUGCUGAUGUCAUUUCACCGCAAUGUGAUAUAAAUGAGCCAGAAUAUCAUUUUAUCAAAAAAUCACCAACUACAAUAGAAUUAACCAUGACGAACAAUAUCGAUGAUUAUAAGGGUAAAAAACCAUAUUGUAAAGGUUCAAUUACAAAACUGUUACCAAAUUCAUCACGAGAAAAACAAGUAAUGUUCAUUAAUAUACGAAAAUUCAAUUUCACAGUUUGUUUUUGA